Leopardus geoffroyi (Geoffroy's cat) is the source of this 8193-nucleotide messenger RNA. It is a transcript of the gene SLC38A1, whose product is annotated as solute carrier family 38 member 1. The transcript is spliced from 17 exons. Lineage: Eukaryota; Metazoa; Chordata; Mammalia; Carnivora; Felidae. The record is from RefSeq and is a predicted model, not a curated record. Gene Ontology annotation, biological process: L-glutamine transport; amino acid transmembrane transport. The coding region runs from base 907 to 2370 and encodes 487 amino acids. Gene Ontology annotation, molecular function: L-glutamine transmembrane transporter activity.
CUCCGCUCCCGGUGCCGCCGUCAGUGCGCCCGGCACACGCACGCCCCGCAACCCCUCCCUCGCCCCUUCCCCGAUGCUCGGUCUCCGCCAGUCGCAGUCGCUGCAUCCUCUGAGAGCGGCAAGAGGGAGGUCGCCAGGCGCGGCCGCCAGCGGAGACACCAUGUGACGGGCACCGCUCAGUGACACGCAGCUUUGGUUAAAGAGCGGGCGCGCGGGAGGGGAGGCGGCGGGACGCGGGACGCGGAGGAAUGGCCUGACUUUCCCCCUUUAAACCAUCACGAGCCAUGGAUGCGCAAAGGCGACGCGCCCCCCAGUAGGAGAAUGACUGCGAUUCGAGACCCUCCGCGCCCUAGCGUGUGGAUGUAAGUGCGAGGCUGGCGAGCACAGUGUGGGUGGGGGUUGGCGGUGGGGGGAGACUCUGAUGCAAUCGGCCCAGAAAGGAGGAGGAGAGCCAGAGAGCGCGGGCUGGGGUGGCCACGCCGCUCUGCCUGAAGGUCGCCGGGAACCUCCGCCCUUCACCUUCCUCGGAAAUCCGCCACGCCACGCCAAGCUUCCCCGCCCAGCCCUUGCUGACGGAGGCCACCUUUUCCCGGCCGAGACGGCCAGACCUUGAUACAAAGGACAUCACACGGCCGGGGGGGAAUCCCGGAAGGGCGGACACCUGGUCUCCUUUGGCCACUUUUCCCUUUAUUGCCCGAGGUAUUUAUUGAGUGCCUGCUGUAUGCCAGGCACUGUAUCUAUGUGCAUAGAAAAGCCCUGGAAGGUCAUACUCCUGUAUAUGUACAGUGACCAUCUCUGUUUGCUGAGAUACGAGGGGUGUCAAGCUUCUAUUUUUGCUGCUAUCCCUUUGUAAUACACUCAGAGCAGAAUUUGGACUAAUUUUUUGACCACAGAUACUUUCUAAACAUGAUGCAUUUCAAAAGUGGACUCGAAUUAACAGAGUUGCAAAACAUGACCGUGCCUGAAGAUGAUAACAUUAGCAACGAUUCCAAUGACUUCACUGAAGUAGAAAAUGGUCAGAUAAAUAGCAAAUUUAUUUCUGAUCGCGAAAGUAGAAGAAGUCUCACUAACAGCCACUUGGAAAAAAAGAAAUGUGAUGACUAUAUUCCAGGAACAACCUCCUUAGGCAUGUCUGUUUUUAACCUAAGCAAUGCCAUUAUGGGCAGUGGGAUUUUGGGACUCGCCUUUGCCCUGGCAAACACCGGAAUUCUACUUUUUCUGAUACUUUUGACUUCUGUGACACUGCUGUCUAUAUAUUCAAUAAACCUUCUUUUGAUCUGUUCAAAGGAAACAGGCUGCAUGGUUUAUGAGAAGCUGGGAGAACAGGUCUUUGGCACCACAGGGAAGCUCGUAAUCUUCGGAGCCACCUCUCUACAGAACACUGGAGCAAUGCUGAGCUACCUCUUCAUCGUAAAAAAUGAACUACCCUCUGCCAUAAAGUUUCUGAUGGGAAAGGAAGAGGCAUUUUCAGCCUGGUAUGUGGAUGGCCGUGUUUUGGUGGUGGUAGUUACCUUUGGCAUAAUCCUCCCUCUGUGUCUCUUGAAGAACUUAGGGUAUCUUGGCUAUACCAGUGGAUUUUCUUUGAGCUGUAUGGUUUUUUUCCUAAUAGUGGUUAUCUACAAGAAAUUUCAAAUUCCCUGCAUUGUUCCAGAGCUAAAUUCAACAACAAGUGCUAAUUUAACCAAUCCUGACAUGUGUACACCAAAAUAUGUUACCUUCAAUUCAAAGACCGUGUAUGCUUUGCCAACCAUUGCGUUUGCUUUUGUCUGCCACCCAUCAGUCCUGCCGAUUUACAGUGAACUUAAAGAUCGAUCACAGAAAAAGAUGCAGAUGGUUUCCAACAUCUCCUUUUUCGCCAUGUUUGUUAUGUACUUCCUGACUGCCAUUUUUGGCUACUUGACAUUCUAUGAAAAUGUGCAAUCAGACCUCCUUCACAAGUACCAGAGUAAAGAUGACAUUCUCAUCCUGACAGUGCGGCUGGCUGUAAUUGUUGCUGUCAUCCUCACAGUGCCGGUGUUAUUCUUCACGGUUCGUUCAUCUUUAUUUGAACUGGCUAAGAAAACAAAGUUUAAUUUAUGUCGUCAUGUCUUGGUUACCUUCAUACUCUUGGUUAUUAUCAACUUGUUGGUGAUCUUCAUACCCUCCAUGAAGGAUAUUUUUGGAGUCGUAGGAGUUACAUCUGCUAAUAUGCUUAUUUUCAUUCUUCCUUCAUCUCUUUAUUUAAAAAUCACAAGUCAGGAUGGAGAUAAAGGGACUCAAAGAAUUUGGGCUGCCCUCUUCUUGGGCCUGGGGGUGUUGUUUUCCCUGGUCAGCAUCCCAUUGGUCAUCUAUGACUGGGCCUGCUCAUCAAAUAGUGACGAAGGCCACUGAGACCAGCUGAGGACAGGAGACAUUUCCAGACCGCUGCUCGGCCAUGUCACCCCACAUCAGCAAUCUUCAUCACUUCUUUUGCAAGUUUACAGAAGCAAACAGAAAUUCACAAGAUACUUAAAAUGGAAUAACAUUUUGGUAGCAAAACAGAAACCAGUUUCUAUAAUGGUUCCAGUCCCUCUAAGAUUUCAGAUCAAUUUAAGGAUUGUGGAUAUUUUUUUUUUUUUUAAGUUUCAUGCAAUUGUGUAUCUCCGUGCUCUUCACAGUUAUUUUUCACUCUUCUAACUGUAUUUUUUUGUGACUUCCUGGUCCCUUAAAACUUUGAAAACAUGAUCAUCAAUCAUGUUUAUUUAUUACACAUCCAGAUUCUGUAAUAAUUUUCCUGCCGAUGUUCCACUCACAUCAUCUGUACCUUUUUAGAAAAGAAUCUUGAAUUGUAUAUAGUUAUUUUGCUUUACAGAAAAAAAAAAAAUGGUUUCAUAAGUAUUUUGCCUACUUUGGUUAACAUAGCACACAGGGAUACUUGUAAGAGAGUGACAGGGUGUGUACCAUUGCUGGAUCAGAACCUGCCCAAUAUUUGAGGUGGCUCUGAUCACCCGGCAGCCGGGGGCUCUAGCAGUCCAGUGGCCUCAUUGGUACUACAUCCUGCUUUAUGCAGAGACAUUCUCCAAUGAGUGUUCUCAGCUGGGAAGGGGGUGAGAAUGACUUCUUACCUUGGUAAACAUAUUAAACCACACAUUUGGGUUACCUAGCAAGUGAAGUUUUGUUUCUCUCUUGGCAAAUUGUGUCAAAGUUACUCUAAGCUGAGUCACCUUCCACUGAGGGAGACCCAUGACACCUUUGUAAUAAAUUGAGAAGCAAGAGUAUCCAAAAUGCUUAAGAAAAUAUUCCUCUGAUACAAAUAGCCUUCAACCCUACACCUGUAUUGUUGAAAGGAGAAAAAACAUUUUCUUAAAUUAUGAACCCAGCAGCUUUUACUCAUGUCCACCAGCUUUUUGCACAGGGAAUAAUGUGUAUCUAGCCAAGGACGAUCUAAGAGAAGUAAUUCCUGUUUUAUAUUGGGUACUUCAGGGGGGUCUUUAAAAGACUUGUUUUAUAUCUAUAAAUUUAGGUUAUUACAAAUAUAAGAUUUUUGUACCUUAAAUAUAAGCCUCAUUCCUAUUUCUUCUCCAUUAACAAUCCACCCAGAGUCUUGAAAAAAAAAAAAAAAACGAAAAAAAGAAAAGAAACACAGCACCCUCAGAAAUAGCCUUUGAGAAGAACUUGUGACAAAAUCAGUGUACCUUCCUUCCCUCAGAUGGGGACUCUGGUGCCUGUGCUGUUUCUUCUUCUUGUCCCUAACCAAGGAGUGGGCCAUUACUGCCUGCCUGACGUGACCCACACAGAGGACAGAGUUGCCUCACACUCUUAUCCCAGCCCCACUGUCCCCUAAACAGGGUAGAGGGAAAAUCCACAGAGACUGAAAAAGAAGAGAGUUGGGGACAAGUCACACAGCUUGGAAAGUUGGGGGAAAGUAAGGAAACCUAGAACCACAUGUUCCCUAAGCUGGACAAUCACCUGUGAUUGGACAGUCUAUAUCACACAGUAAGAAAUGUUUGUGUUCUGUGAGCUGGUCUCUUGAAACAGGAUUUGUAUUUCAUUUAUAUUCUGGUUGAAUUUCUCAAACACCUAAGUUCACCGAGCACGGAUUUCUUAUCCAGAGAUCAGAAUCUAACUGCAGACUCUUAGCAGGAUUUCCAAGCACUUAGCUCUGAGUUCUGUUCCUCCUUCACUCAAAUCCCCAAAGGCCUCUGCUCACCAUUCACUGGAAGUAACAAGGAACUGUCCGUUCCCCCUUUACAGACUAAUGUCCCAUAGAAAAGGCAUCAUCAAAGUACCUUGUUGUGAUCCUCUUUGGGAGAAGGAAAGGUUGUUUCCUGCAUUUCCUGGUAGGAUCAUUAUAGCUUUUAAUGUAAUGCUCCUGAAUUACAUCCACAUUAGGUCAGACAGAGUCCAGGUAAUUAGAUAUGAAUGCCUACCUAUACAUGAAUACCUAACCUAGUAAAAUCCACAGCCACCUCUGUCCCUUUCAGCAGUAUCUUCCCGAGUAGUGAAAUAGCCAGGUAGUGGACUGACCCUCCAUAAAAAAAUACAUAGUUUAGUUUACAAGCAAUAUUAGGCUACUUUGUAUUUUCCUCAUUAAUUUAUAACAAUUUCUUUUACACUCACAAAGUCAGUUUAGAAAAUUAUCAUGAACUCUUGGGAUGUGUAGUGGUAUUUUUGGAUCUCUGGAUUUUAUGUGUCAGCACAAGGAAUUUUUAUUAUUAUUUAAAAUAUUUAUUUAGAGGAGGCACGUUGUUGAUGUCUGUGAUACCAUGGGUUUUUAAAAUCUUCUUUGUGUGUGAUCUAAGUUCAUUAUCGACUGAAUAUAAUAGACCCCACUGUUCAUUUGUUAUAUACCGCUGAUUAAUUACAUCAUUUGUGUGGGAUUAGCUGUCAAUGUACUGCAAUAAUUCUUGUUCAGAAUAGUGAACUGGUAGCCAAAAAUACAUGUAUCACAGAUGUUAGGUAGAAUUUAAACAACAGUCAAGUGCUAUAGAAGUUUUUUCUGCUAAAUUAGUAGACUAAAGAAUAUUAUACCUUAGCCAUUGGGAGCAGCACGUUUUCCUUUGGUAGAUAGAACCUUAACACUAGUGAACAGUGCCAGUUUCAUACUUUGGAUUUAGAACUGUUCUCUAGUUCUUAUAACACAAUAUACUGUAAAUCCCUAAUUUACUUAACGUUACUUACUGGGAGUGGAGUAGUAAACUGUGUACAGGAAAGAAAUCUAGUCUUGUUAAACACGGGCUGUCCCCAAUUUAUAAGCAGAUCAUGUUACAAAGCCCUGUUAGUUGGUUGUUUGCAAGCCAGAAUGUAUUUUCCUCCAGGAACUAUGUUAUACAUGGUGUUUAGGCUCCCAGAGCAGCUAGGAAAGAUGAUCAGACCCAUGGUUUAGCAGAAUAGGAUAAUGUAACAUGAUUGCUAAAAAGCCUAACCACCAAAAAUAAUAUUGUUUCUAAGGAGUAUUUGUUCAGAGUUGCCAAGAAUAUGUCAUUCCUGUGAAUGAAGUCUGGACUGCCCACGCCAGCCACACACCAGAUGCUGGGUGGUGGGGGUAGAGCCACCACCAGUUAGUGGUGACCACAGUGGCCUGAAGCAGGGUGUCCAGCACAGGAGGGGGAGAAUAAAUCCAGGGCCACCAGCGAGGCACCAGAGAGCCUGGUGGUAGAAGGAGGAUGAAGGAGGAUGAGGGGACCUCUUGUGGGCUGGAAACCACCAGGGACGUGCCUCCCCUGCUAUCCUUUCUUUUGCCUGGAGUUCUCAGGCUUGGCCUGACUCUUCUGUUCAUAGGACCUGUUGCUCCUAUCGUUUGUCUCCUUCCCUGCCCAUUACAGAACAGGAUGCUGCUGCCUAGCUUCUCCUAUAUGCCAGUCGUUGAAGCACACAGCACUUUUAAUGGGUUUAGUGCUUACAAACCAUUGUUUAACUGCCUAGUAAUCAGAUCGGUGUAAAAAAGCUCUCUGCUGACCUUCCUUCUUUAUACUUCCAGACCGUGUUGAGAAAGGUGCACAUGGGUGAUGGUCAUGGGGCUGGGGGUGGACAAGAAGCUGUGGUAAGAUUCCUCAGUGUCUCAGGGGGCACGUGAGACAGUUGCCCUGCAACGGACUUCUUUCUGGAGUUGGACUCAGGCCUCUAAGCCAGUGGUUCUCAAAGUAUGGCCCCCAGAUCAGCAGCGACAGCAUCACCUGAGGCCUUGUCAGAAUGCAGGUUCUUGGGCCCCACCCCAGAACUAAUGAAAUCAGAAGUUGUCAGGGUGGAAGCCUUCAGCAGUCCGGGUUUGAAUGAGCCCUUUGGGCAAUCUUGAUACACAUCAAGUUUGAGAACCACUCCAGGUCACUUUGUCUUUCAUUUGUUCUCCCCAUUAGUCCUACCUCAGAGUAUGUUACCUAGGAAACGCUGGUGCAGGUGUACAAUCAUAAAGGAAGGCUGCCUGCACUCGGGGGUAUCUGGGCUGAGGCACGCUGAGAUUACAUUUUUUGAAGCUGCGAAGGAGGUGAGGUGUGUGUGUGUGUGUGUGUGUGUGUGGAGAAUGAAAAGAAAACACACUCUGUACAUGCAUUCUUGGAUACUGAAUUCGUGUCAUGAGUAAGCUCUCCACAGUGUUGGUGUGCGUUGUGUAAUGACCCAUUCUGUCCCUCUUUUAAAUUGAAUUCUCUAGAAAGUUCUGCACUUCAUAAGCAUCUCCAAGCUGCUCGGAAAAGGAUGUAGAGCCCAGUCCAUUUCAAUAGAUCGGAAUGCUGAAGGGCACAUUUAUUGGAGUGGAGAGGAAGUUGAUGAUAAGAUCAGAUUUGAUUUUAUGCCUUAGAGCAAAAGCCAUUAGUUUCCCUCAGUUUAUCAAUGUAAAUGGCUUGAGGCUUAGAAAGGGCGGAAGCUUUAAGAAUAGAAUUCCUCCAUUCUGGUUGUGUAAACUUGUAGCUGCUCUCAAAACAAAGAAGGUACAGGCUAUAUCAUUUAGCAAUGCUAAUACAUGGUUUUCCUUAGGGAUGGCAGAUCUGAGAAUCCUUUAGCGAAGAACACACUUCCUCUAAAAUACACACAGUGGAUUAUUUAUGAUGACAUAGGGCUUUCAGGUACAAAUUGGGAAUGGGGUGGCUAACAACUGAAAAAUACCACUAAAUCUAGAAGGGAAAGUUCUUGAAAAUUGUAAAAUUCACAAGGCUCAGACACUCUCCUUCUUUAGGGUUUUCUCAGAGGAAGGGCUUUGAACUGGGCCUGGCUGUCUACAAGUUUGAAUUUGUGUUUUUAAAAGGAAGAAUCUAUGCAGCUGAGGUUUAUUGUAGGAAGUACUUCGUUUGUAUGUAAAUAUGUUGUAAAUAAACAGGAGGCUGUAUAUUUUUUCAGUCGUUGGUCCACACUGAAAUAGAAGUCUGCAUAUCAAGAAUCUAGUCUACAUAUCAAGAAUAAAUGUUGUCCUAGAUAUUAGUGGUUUUGUUUGGGAACUAGACAAAUUUACAUUCUCUCCCAGGUAACAUUGUUCUCUCAGUGUAAACUUGGAAUCUAAAAAUCUUAAUUGUUUUAGAAAGCAAAAUGUCUGAGAAAUAGCUGUAAUGAUUUCUUAUACUGGUAUUAAGCUCAGUUAUUUAAGAGAUAAUCCUCUGAGCUACAAAUAAGGAAUAAUUAUACCCAAGUUAUUGUCAUAUAGAUAUACUCAAAAUGACAAAUUGUUUCUUCAUACUGCUCUUUCACUGUUAACACUGAUACCACUAUACAGUGUUUAUAAAAACAGAAGUUGGGGAGAAUUUUUUCCAAAAUUGAAUUGCUGCAUUUCCCAAACUUUGGGAUCUUUGAAAGGGGGGAAAAACCUGCACAUUGACUAUGAACAUGAAUUUGAAGGGGCGGGGGGGGGAAGGACCAUUUUAUCAAGUUUUUGAAAAUCUCGCAUGUCUGCCUUUCAUUUUCAGUGUUGACGCCAACAUAGACUGUCUGAAGCCAUUUUCACCCAAAACAUUUGAAUCUUGAUCAUUGGUACUUAAUCCACUCUCCAGAGUCCAGUUGUAUUUUAGACUUCAUAUAAGUCCAAUAUAUGUAGCACACCACAGUUUUAUUAAUGUAAAAACUUGUAAAUGACUUUCAGAUGGGUGAUAGAAGUGAAUGUCACAAGUCACAAAAUUUUGCUAUUCAUGGUUAAUCAAAUAGUUUAUUUUCCCCCCAGGAUGUGGUGUAAAUAAAGAAAUAUAAGAAGUUCUGUUCUAUAAUUGUUCUGUUAACAUAGUUUUUAAACAUUAAAAAUGUGAACUAAAAGUA